AUGCCCUCCGACGACCCCAACGUGAAGGCGCUGCUGCCCUUCCUCCAGCGGGCGGAGGAGCUGCAGAAGGCGAUGCCGAAGGUCGCGUACUACCUGCGUCUGCACUGCGUCGAGCAGGGCAUGAAGGCCCAGGACCGCAGCUCCACCCUGAACGACCUCCUGGUCUCCAUCCUGCAAAAGCUCGAAGACACCAAGGGACCCUCAGGGAUCGCGGCGAAGCCCGAGGACGACCACCUGGAGGUGGAGCGGUUCGUGCUGGACGUGUUCGACCGCGCGGACAAGAAGGACCGCGCGGGGCAGGCCGACGAGCGCACCGCGUCCACCUUUUACGCGGCGUCCAUCUUCCUGCAGAUGCUCGAGGUGUUCGACAAGGACGGCGCGCUGCCGGACGCCAUCGGAAAGCGCGCCAAGUACGCGCUGUGGCGGGCCGCCGAGAUCCGCAAGGCCCUCCGCGAGGGCAGGCAGCCGGCCGCGCCCUCCGCGCCCGCCACCGACCCCGCGCCGCAGACCGACGGCGCCGACGGCGCGGACCACGCGAACGGCAACGGCGCCGCGCACCCGCCGCCGCACUCGCCGCCGCCGCCGCCGCCGCCGCAGCCCCCGCGCCGCACCACGCCCCGCGCCACCCCAGCCCCCGCCCGCCGCACCGGCGCCCGGGCACGCGGCGGCGCCCCCGCCACCGGCGCACGUCCCGCCCCCCGCGGUUCCCGCGCCCCGCGCGCCCCCCGCGGCCCCGGUGAACUACAACUCGGUGAGCGACGCGCGGAAGGCCAUCAAGUACGCCGUCAGCAGCCUCGACUUCGACGACGUGACCUCCGCCGUGAAGUACCUCGAAACGGCGCUGCAGACGCUCAAGAAGCUGUAGCGCGCGCCCGCGAGGGGCGGCCGGGCUCCCCGCAGCGCGGCGGAGGCCCCGUGUGA
This is a messenger RNA of Pedinophyceae sp. YPF-701, 921 nucleotides long. NCBI's taxonomy places the organism in Eukaryota, Viridiplantae, Chlorophyta, Pedinophyceae. The record is from the annotation of a GenBank genome assembly.